GAAAAAGGAGGGGAAAAAUGCCGAGUCUUUUCUUCUUCGGGUUGAUGACCGUCUUCUUCCCGACGCCGCCACCAUCUUCAGGCGGCGCCGGAAGAGCACGCGAAGUUGGCGGCGAUGAGGGAGAUGAUCAUCACCUCCGGAAAGGACCAUGGACACAGUCAGAGGACCGGGUUCUCGCGGAUUAUGUACGUAAGAAUGGACCGGGAAACUGGAACGCAGUGCAGAAGAACACCGGACUGCCGCGUUGUGGUAAGAGUUGUCGUCUACGGUGGACGAACCAUCUGCGGCCCGACCUUAAGAAAGGAUCUUUCAACGCUGAGGAGGAAGCGAAGAUUCAUAGUUUGCAUGCUGCAUUGGGGAAUAAGUGGGCUCUAAUAGCUAAAGAGUUGCCUGGUCGAACUGAUAACGAGAUCAAGAACUACUGGAACACGAAAGUGAAACGAGAAAAACGAAGGCAUUCUCCUUUUACCCCUUACCCAGAGCUUUCUAGCUCCACUGUCAACUACGCUUCUCCUCAUGUGGAGUUCAUCCACCAAAACCAAUCGCAACAUUCCGUGAAUCUUGAUCCAGCCCAGGCGACAUUCUAUUCAGAUUACUGUUAUCCAGCCCUACAGGCACAACAACAACAUGGAGGACUGCAAGCGAUAGUACCCAUGCAAGAAGAUUACAGUUCUUGCCUUCAAUUACCUGCCCUGGAGUACAGAAAUGACUCUCCAUGUGCACGCGUCUAUUCCCCUCGGCAGCCGCAGUAUCCUUAUAUUUCAAAUGGUGACGUCGACGUCGUGGACAAUGAGAACUGGGUGCACAGUUAUGGAAUUCCUCAGUAUCCUGAGAACACAUUGAUUGGAAUGACAGGCUCAAUAGGAGCAGCGACGGCGAGGAGGGAAAGAACAGAAGAUUACACGGCAAAUGCAUUUGAGGAGGGAAUGCCACGAACUCCGUUCAUUAAUUCAAACCUAUCAGCACAACUGGAGCAGCAAGCAUGGCCUCAAAUUGCUGCAACAAGAAAUAACUCACUAACCGGUUCCAACCAAGAACAAUCUCGAUUACCAGAUAGAUUAGGUUAGGUUACUCCUUGUGAUUUUUUUGCCCUUCAUUUUCUGAGACCUCUUAUAUAUCACAUGUUGACGAGUAUGAUGUAAAUUGGUGAAUUUUGUUAGAGAUCGUUGUAACAUUUUUUUCAGAACAUUUAA
Messenger RNA from Asparagus officinalis (garden asparagus), 1193 nucleotides. Its product is annotated as transcription factor MYB59-like. NCBI's taxonomy places the organism in Eukaryota, Viridiplantae, Streptophyta, Magnoliopsida, Asparagales, Asparagaceae. The transcript has 3 exons. The record is from RefSeq and is a predicted model, not a curated record. The coding region runs from base 18 to 1067 and encodes 349 amino acids.